Molecule: messenger RNA, 3982 nt
Organism: Aphidius gifuensis
Lineage: Eukaryota; Metazoa; Arthropoda; Insecta; Hymenoptera; Braconidae
Exons: 6
Coding region: 321-2045 (574 amino acids)
Biological process (GO): regulation of transcription by RNA polymerase II
Cellular component (GO): nucleus
Molecular function (GO): double-stranded DNA binding
Source: RefSeq, a predicted model, not a curated record
UUGUAACAACAGACUUUGGCUGAACAUAAUCAAUACUCACACAAUAUCUUUAUUAAUAUAUUUUUCUAUACAUACAAUAAAAAAAAAUACUGAUUGUCACUUAAUAAUUAACAAUAACAUUUGACAGUUUUGAGUGUUUAUUGCAAUUGUUGACGUUUUGUGAACGCCGUGGAGCGAUAUUUUUCUUUGUUUUGUUUCAGGUUCUUUUUAAAAUUUUCAGGUAGUUUUGUUUUUAAUAAUAAAGUGAUAUAGUGCAUGAAAGGGUAAUUCGUUCAACGGUCAGGUGUGAUAUUCGGGUAAAGAAAAUUCAAAACAGAAACAUGGACAGAAUUAUAACUCAAGCAUGUCGUGCCCUCCGGAUUCCUCAAGACACGUUCGAGGUACAAGCAAAUAAUAUCGUGAAUUGUACAAUUUGUCAACGAGCACUGACAAACGUUCGAAGCGUAACAGAAAUCCGUCGGCACAUUGCAGGGCAAACCCACUUACAUGCAAUUGAUCGACGAAAUAAUCCAGAUUUACUAUUACAACAACGACUUACGAAUUUUAUUGCCACUUCAAGAAUCGAUGAUAAUAUAUAUCGAAUUGCAAAUGGCACCAUUGAAUGCUUGUACUGUCACAAACGUUUGACGACAGUUACACUAGAUUGCUUGAGAGAUCACAACGAUUCUCAAUUUCACACAAGAACAAGAGAACUAAAAGCCGCAAGACCUAGACCGACAGAAGCAGCAUUCGCAGCUUGUUCAUCAGGGCAAAACGCAUUCAGCAUGGAGUUGGUUGAUACAUUAAUGACAGUUGACAUUCCGCUUCACAAGUUGCGACAUCAAACUUUUUCAGCUUUUCUCGAAAAAUAUACUCAGCAAAUAAUAACUGAUCUAUCAGCACUUCGUCAAUUUUAUGCACCUGCAAUUUAUCAAUCCAAAUUACAGUCCAUACGUGACGAAAUUGGGAUUCAUUCUAUUUUUAUAAGUGUUGAUGAAGUCACCGAUUCCAAAGGUCAGAUUGUUGCUCAUGCCAUCAUACGGCCACUUAUACCCGAUCGUCCUGGAAGACCAAGGCUCAUUCAUGCUCAAUGCCUCGAUGCUGGAAAUGGUGAAACUAUACGUAAUUUUGUAAUAGAGUCUCUAAAUAUAUUGUGGCCUGAUGGUAUUCACUACAAUAGAGUUUUAAUUUAUUGUACUGAUGCAGCCCCAUACAUGAUGAGAUCAGGGAGAUUGUUAGCUCCUGAUUUUCCUAAAAUGCUACACGUAAGGUGUUUAUGUCAUUCAUUAAGUCUUGUAGCUGAAUGGGUACGUGACGAAUUUGAUAAUGCCAACGAAGUUAUCUCAGAAACAAAGAAAGUAUUUAUAAAAGCUCCAACAAGAGUGAGACUCUUCCAGCAAAUGGCUGGAGGCAUUUUAUUGCCUCCAGAACCUAUAAUAACUCGUUGGGGCACAUGGUUACGUGCAGCUGUUUAUUAUGCACAAAAUUAUGACCACGUCCGUAGAGUGAUCGAUCAUUUAGAUCCUGAUUCUGCUGCGAUAAAAAAAGCUAAAAGACUUUUUUCGAGAGAAGGCCUUCGCGAAGAAUUUGUGCAUAUUGCUGAACAUUACAUACGCAUUGCAGAUGCUAUAACAAGACUCGAGGCAGAAGAUUUGCCGUUAAAUGAAAGGAUAACUAUAUUCCAAGAAGUAUACGAUUAUAUAACACAAACUGACGGAAUUCCAGAUAAUAUUAUAACAAAAAUGAGAGCAGUCUAUGACGUUAAUACUGGUUAUCAAUCUAUGAGAAACGUCAAUGAGUUUUUAAGAACAAAUGUCAUAGCAGAAGAUAUGAGAGUCCCUAGAUGGGAAUUGAAUGAUUAUCUUGCAUGUCGUUAUGCUUCUUUAGAAUCAGUUGAUGUUGAACGAAGUUUUUCAAAAUAUAAAUCCAUCUUCCGUUCCAACCGUCAUAGUUUUUUAUACGAAAAUCUUUGUAUGCAUGUUAUCGUUUGCUGCUUCACAGGAGGGUUCGUUCAUGCCGAUAAUGAUAACGAGGAUGUUGACGAAAACAUAGACAACGAUCGUUAAGAUUCAUCUUAUUUUACAAACACUUGGAAUUCGGAACGGGAGAAUAUAUUUGAUUUUAAAAAUAACUGGGAACUCACUUUGCUCGGGUCAUCAAUCAGAAUAAAACUAGUCGAGAUUCAUUAUGAAGCUAGAAUCGCUGUACUUACUUAAGCAAUAUGUACAUUCGUCGAGGAUGUUGUUUCGGCAAUAUAAUAAAGAUUGACUUCUAUAUUAAACAGGCUGCACCGUUAAUCAUUUUACCUACACCCUGGUAGAAAUACUCCGUCGGGUCGACAUAUGGUUCGACUUAUUAAGUCGGUAAAGGGAAACAUCGAUCGCCGCCGUAAGCUCGUUGUCAAGUUUGUUAAAUUGUCCGUCGUUAAAUGUUAGAAAAAAAAUUUCUAGCAUGGUUUUAUUAAUAUGAAGAGCUGGGCAGUGGUAUUUUAUUAUUACAUGUGUUUUAUUUAUUGAAUAAAUAAGUUGUAUGUUUUAUUUAUUUAAAAUGAGAUACAUCAAUUGUUUUGAAAAUAAAAUUUAGUUGCAGUUGGUGAAAAGAUGUGGCUGAGGGAAUACAUUUGCCAGAAAAAAUAUAUUUUCAAGCUACAUUCAUUCCUUAGCCACAUCUUUUCCUUAGCUGCAGCUUUUCUUGGAAAUUUUCAUUUUCAAAGAAUAAUUUUGAUGUAUCUCAUUUUUUAAAUAAAUAAAAUACAUACAACUUAUUUAUUCAAUAAAUAAAGUACAUGUAGUUCAUUCAUCCAAUAAUAAAUAAAAUACCGCUGCCGAUAAUGUCAUUUUAAUAAAAACCAUGCUAGGAAUUUUUUUUUUUUCAAAUACCAUAACCUCGAUUUAACGACGACAAACGGGCAAGUUCGACAUUGUACCGACAUACGGCCGACAUUGGGUCGACUUUGAAUUCGACUUAACUAUGUCGAACGCUAAAAAAUAUUUCUACCAGGGCAAAUAUUGAGAUAACUGCAAGAUUCAUUUUUCCAAAUAAGUUGUUCAGCUGAUUUAAAAAGUUAAUAAGAUGAUCACUCACAUCAAAUAGAAAAAGCAUUCAAGUGGUUAAUUCAGCGGAUUGAUAACGUUUUAAAAAAAAAGAUAAGUAGAAUCAUUUUUCUUCUGAGUGUUCCAUUUUGAUCACUAUUAGGGACUUUUGUGCACACACAAACAAGCAAACAAACAAACAAACACACACACACACACACACGCACAUGCUAUCAAGAGGGUUUGGAGUCUUAAAAUACUGUGGAAGUGACGAGCCACAGAGACCUAAUCUUUGAGUAUGUAACAAGCAAAAAAUAUUUAUAAUUAAUAAUAAUGUGAUGAUGGGACACAUAAUUAUUACAUAAUUUGAAUGAUUUUUUUGGGUACUUGAAUACUACUCGAUACUAACAUUAAUUUUUUCUUUUAUAGUGACUAUCGAGCUGGAGUACAUUCAAAUACCACAUAAUUUAUGGAACGAAGGGUCAGCAACGGAUGUUAGAUUUAAUUUUCAAAAUGUAGUUUGUAAUUUUAAAAAAAUGUUUUAAAUUAUAAUUCGAAUUAUUUUCGUGAGCAAUUUUAUGAUCACUGUUUUAUUCCGUUUUAAAAUUAUCAUAAUGACUCCAUAGUGACUUCAGUGUUUAAAAAUAUUACGUUACGUAAAAUCAAGUCAUUUUUAGUAUACAUUUAUGCAGUCACAUAAAGUCAUACGUCGUUCUUUUGACUUUAUAUGUCUUCAUUUGACUGCAUGAGAGUAACUAAUAAUAAGUUUUUACACGUAACUUCAUAUUUUGAAACACCAAAGGUUUAUAAAGUCAUAAAGGAGUCAAUCUUUUUAACAUAGAAAAUAUUAUAAUUAUUGCAUGGUAACAUUAAAUUUGACAAAAAUGAAUUUAAGUGUCGUGAAAGUGGGGCUUUAUAUUUUACCAAACGUUAAGAUUAUACAUUCUUUAAUGCAUUAUACAUUUGCUAAA